This is a messenger RNA of Oncorhynchus nerka (sockeye salmon), 4301 nucleotides long. Its product is annotated as zinc finger and BTB domain-containing protein 26-like. Bases 858 to 2312 code for a protein of 484 amino acids. The transcript has 2 exons. Gene Ontology annotation, biological process: regulation of transcription by RNA polymerase II. Gene Ontology annotation, molecular function: protein binding; DNA-binding transcription factor activity, RNA polymerase II-specific; RNA polymerase II cis-regulatory region sequence-specific DNA binding. The record is from RefSeq and is a predicted model, not a curated record. NCBI's taxonomy places the organism in Eukaryota, Metazoa, Chordata, Actinopteri, Salmoniformes, Salmonidae.
ACGAACCUCCUUACUAGCACUUCCGCACUGUAGGCAAACUGCAAUCUUUUUCAAGACGAUUCUAGAUUGAAAAGUAGAUUCAUGUAAAGUGAUUUUACCGAGACAGUUUUCGAGGCGUGAUUUUCCUAUUGACAAUAGACGAUAGGUGAAUGUUUUCUCUAGCGCUGAAAUGUAGUAAUGCUGUUGUCUUUACAUUCGGGACACUGGUAAAAUAUGGCCACUGUUUUAGAACCGCAUCUAGAUUCCCGUGAUGAAGAGAAAGAACGCCGAGUAGACAUAAUAUGCGUUUGCUUGAUCGUUUCACUAAAACAAUGAAUGACGUCUAGCUGUGUUUCUGUUUGAUCCAAAAGGAGUGACAUCAUUUUUUCUGAAUAUUUAUCAAACAUCAGUUUGUCUUCUGACGAUUAGGCUCCGCGUCUGCUGUCAACCAUGUCUCCGCACAGCAGCAUAAUAAUAGGCCUAAGAAUAAUAAUCCUACUAUAUUAUCAAUUGAGAUUGUUUUACGUCUUGAUAUGUUUCAGUUUUCAUAUUGAUCUCUUAUAAUAUCAGCAUUAUUGAUUGUUCAAAGAUUUAUUUGAUAACGAAAAUAUUAUGUCAUGAUUUUCUAUUUGGGUAUGGUACACUUCACAUUACACUGAUAGUCAUUGCUCAGAAACAUAAAUUAAUGUUGCACUCUCUUAUCAUCAUGCUUGACCUUAUAAUGUAGUUCGAGACGUUUUGAUGUCUUAAGCCUUUAUAAUGACAUAUUAUGUCUAUCUAGGACAUUUUCAACUGCCUCAAGCUGGCUGUUAUUAAAUCAGGAUGAUUCUGUUAAUACUACCUCAUAAAGGGAUCAUAUUCUUAUAAAAAGUCUUAAAAUGCAUUUUAACCACAUGAUAUUCCAUAUACCUGUUAUCAAAUGCAUUGCCACUGUGUUUUCUCCCUCCCACCAGGCCUGCAGGCAGCUGCAGGAAGCCACAAUGUCCAUGGCCCAGCAGCAGAACCAGGUGAUCCUCCAGUUCCGCUUCGGAACCUUCGGAGACUCUAUGCUGCAGAAGAUGAACCUGCUUCGCCGCCAGACCCGCUUCUGUGAUGUCACCGUGCGCAUCAAUGACCUGGAGGUCCCCGGACACAAGGUGGUGUUGGCUGCCGGUUCUCCCUUCCUCCGGGACCAGUUCUUUCUUCAGGACUCGUCCACAAGGGAGGUCCAGAUCUCCAUGACCCAGGAGGCAGAGGUGGGCCAGCGGCUGCUGCUGUCCUGCUACACAGGCACCCUGGAGCUGCCUGAGCUGGAGCUGGUCAACUACCUAACUGUGGCCAGCUUCCUCCAGAUGGGCCACGUGGUGGAGCAGUGCACCCAGGCUCUAAAGAAGUUCAUCCAGCCACGACACUGCCAAGUGAAACAGCAGCCUCAGGAGGAGGAAGGAGAUGGAGAGACUCUCAGAGCCUCUCCCAUCCAGAAAAUACAGGAGCUGCCCCAUGCCCAGGUAAUAAAUCAUGAGGAGGAAGAUGAUGAAGAUGAUGAUGUGAUAAUUCAGCCGAUGACCCCUACCCAGAGGCGAGACAGGGGUGAGGGCGAGGAGAGCCCCAUCACCAUCGUAAAGGUGGAGGCCAUUUGUGAGCGGGUGUCGGAGAUGUCUGAACGCUCCUCUGCCUCCAUUGCAGGGUGCUUCCACAACAGCCCCCCAUCGUCAUUACACUCCCCUGAGCCCCAGCACUCCCUAAUCAACUCCACCGUGGACACCCGGGCUGGUGAGAUGACCAUGCCACAUAUGCCAGGAUACCCGCUCAGCCCCCCCCCACUACCCACCUCAGCCACAGGGAGACCUAAUCUGGGGGGGCACCUACGAAACUCAGACAAAUCUCUUCAGUGGUACCACCAGUGCCCAAAGUGUGCCCGUGUGUUCCGCCAGCUAGAGAACUACGCCAACCACCUCAAGAUGCACAAGCUGUUCAUGUGCCUGCUGUGUGGCAAGACGUUCACCCAGAAGGGUAACCUGCACCGUCACAUGCGGGUCCACGCUGGCAUCAAGCCCUUUCAAUGCAACAUAUGUGGCAAGACCUUCACUCAGAAAUGCUCUCUCCUGGACCACCAGAACUUACACAGUGGAGACAAGCCCCAUCGCUGUAACUACUGCGACAUGGUGUUCGCACACAAGCCCGUGCUCCGCAAACACCUCAAACAAAUCCACGGCAAGAACAGCUUUGACAACGCCAACGAGCGGAGUCUACUACAUGACGGGGUUCUUGAUUUUGAGUACGGGCGUCUGCAGGACUGUAGCAUGGACAAUAGCAUGGACAAUAAGCCUGUUGUUAUGGAUGACUCUCUUUAGUGCUGUGUCACGUUUCAUUUCUGCUGAGUCAUAAAUUAAUAGAUGCGUAGUAGUGUUAGCUGAAUUGUAAACCGUAUCGUACGGUACUUGAAGGUACAACACUGAAUAUUAGAAUAAAAGUUACUGUAGACAUGUAUACAGUAUGUGUUCAUAUUUUAUAACAAUGUUAAUUUAGUGAAUGAGUUAACAUGAUAUUUAAAAAGCUGCCCUGAGUGUGUGGUGUCAUUUUUGUAAUACAUGUAAAUGCAUAUUUUAUUUAUGAAUAGACAACAGAAUGUGAAUCUGUUAGAUUUUUUUAUCAGAUUAAAAUAGCAAGCUUUAAAAAUAUGUAAUGCUGACAUUUCUGUUAAGUCACAACAAGUGUUCUUAAGUGAAAUGAGUGCCAAAAAUAUUACUGACAUGAUUUGUCCUCAGGAGGAUUGUUUUGGCUAAGGUAGCCCACAGUAGGACCAAAGUGAUGAUAGUGUGUCUUUAAAACAUAAUAUGCUAUUAUUGUCGAUUAAGCCUGUUUUGGAAAUGGGUAGACAAUAAAUGCUUGUAUCUUGUAUGAGGAUGUGACGUGGGUGAGAAUGAUGUUGUGUUUCUACCAUAUCAGAGGAGCAGACACCCAACAGGAAAACAAUGAGUCCCACAUUACUUUAAGUGACCCUAAAAGCUGAUCUAUUUGCAAUGUUAUUAGAUUGGUAGGUACAGGUUAAUUACAGUGUGUGUACACAUUGAUACGUAGUACGGGUAGUUUGGGCCUAACUGUCAAUUAGAAUUUAUUUGCAAAUCUAAUUGUUAGCCUACAAAGUCCAAACAGCUAUAGUUAGCUGUGCAACAAUGUAAGUACUAUGCAACCAUGUGUAUCUACACUGUAAUUACACUGUACCUGUCAAUGUAACCACCAUGUAAAACUAGUAUAUAUAUAUUUUUUUCAGCACAAUGGAACCAAGCAAGUUACUGUAGUCAGCCUGUAAACCCAAAAGCAUUACUAUGCUUCCUACAGCAGAUGGAGCCAUUGUAUACCAUGUAAUCUCACAACAUGAUGCGCUGUCUUUUGUAUUCUCUGAGAACACUACAUAUAAAUUACCCAUUGUUGUGGUUGUAUUACUGAUGUUACAGUACUGUAAUUCAAGAUUGUAAGAGGAUUUACAUUGAUGACCAUUCCCCAUGCCACAGCAUCAGGGUUAUUAUAAUAUAGUAAAUGAAUGUUUACACUAGUCUUUUUAUCUGCUCUAUUUAGAUAUCAAUAUACUAUUGUACUUCAUUCCAUGCCUUAUGAAUAGAUGUAUUCACUGUCACACUGAUCUCUGUUUUAUUUACAUCGAUAUCAAAUUAAGGGGCCACAUCAGUUGAUUGACUACUUGACUGGUUCCAAGUAACCUACAGACAGUUCUAUAUGCAUAUUGAGUGCAGUCUAGCCUGCGCAGAUUACAAGAUCAUUAUACUGUAUCAUAUUGAUGGCAUUUCUGAGAAGGUAAACACAUCACCAGGAAUUACAAAUAUCUACAAAUCUGAGCAGGCCUGCACAGAGUAUGUCUGUAAAUCUGGAAUACUCCCUCUGUGUGUGUGCAGGUGCGGUGGUGCAUGGACGCAUGGUCUGUGGUGCAGCUGGCAUGUCUUCCUGCGCCUAGCCCAAUCACUCAGGCAGACAGGAUCUGCUUGGCUGAAACUCUGCAGCUCCGCUGUGCAGCCAGUCACAAUCCUGACUCUUGGCUCACUCACAAAUACUGUAGUCAGCUCACAUGGCUAACUGGGUUUGCUCAUUGUUGUUAAGUCUCCUCCCGCUCCGGCACUCAACAUCACCGGUCUACUAUCCACCGUUUCUGGCAACCCAUCUUUACGCACACCUGCACAGUCACACCUGGACUUCAUCACUACCUUCAUUACUUACCAUUUAUCUAGCACUGUUUUGUCAGUCAUCAGGUAGUAUUGUUUGUGUGAGACGCUUCUCUUGUUUUGUAUCAUUCCAUGUUCGUUAUCAUUAAACUCACUAACUGCACCUGC